This is a messenger RNA of Coregonus clupeaformis (lake whitefish), 2402 nucleotides long. RefSeq names its product aldehyde dehydrogenase 3 family, member B2 (gene aldh3b4). Lineage: Eukaryota; Metazoa; Chordata; Actinopteri; Salmoniformes; Salmonidae. Gene Ontology annotation, molecular function: aldehyde dehydrogenase (NAD+) activity. Gene Ontology annotation, biological process: aldehyde metabolic process. Gene Ontology annotation, cellular component: cytoplasm. The record is from RefSeq and is a predicted model, not a curated record. The transcript has 10 exons. Bases 221 to 1717 code for a protein of 498 amino acids.
ACUGGUUAUGGUUUAGGGUGGGGGGCGUCCCAAGGAUAAGCGAUAGCACUAACCCUCCCCGACUAGGCUAUAGCGGUUUAUAGGCUACUGCGCAUGCCCGAAGACCUAUCUGUCAGUCUACUCAAAUUUGGGUCAGGUGAGCCUGAAUUUCAAUGCGUCCUCUUCAUACACUUUAAAAAGUAGUUUAGUUUAUUUUAACGAUCAUUGCAUCUCAAAAACCAUGAGUACUCCUCCAACGCGCUGGUUCAAAGCAUUGCGGAGGAACAGGCUGGAGGAGCCCUGCAUGAAGACCCGUCUUUUAGAGUGUGUGGAGCUGCUGAAAAGGGCCAGAGCAGCCUUCCAAGCUGGCCGCGCAUUCGACGAGAGCUUCAGACAGGCCCAACUGGAAGCCCUUGUGCGCAUGCUGGUGGAACACGAGUGUGACUUUGUGGAUUCACUCGGGAGGGACCUCCAUAAGCCGCGGUUUGAGACUGUGGUGUCUGAACUGACACUGGUGAAGAGUGAGGCUCUUCAUGCCAUCAACAACCUCAAGAAGUGGAUGGAGCCGCAACGUGUGGAGAGGAACCUGACCACCACGCUGGACGAGUGCCUGGUGGUGUGUGAGCCACUGGGGGUGGUGCUGAUUGUGGGGGCCUGGUGUAGCCCUGUUCAGCUCUGUCUGGUACCCCUUGUUGGGGCCAUUGCCGCAGGGAACUGUGUGAUCCUCAACCCCUCAGAAUGUAGUUCUCACACAUCAGAGCUGCUACACCACCUCAUACCGUCAUACCUGGACAAUGAGUGUUACCAUGUGACCCUUGCAGGAGUGAAUGACCUGACUGAAAUAGUGGACCUCACAUUUGAUCAUGUUUUCUUCACCGGAAACCGUGAGGACGGGGGCAGAGUGGCACAGGCAGCAGCCCGCACGCUCACACCCGUCACCCUGGUCUUGGGCGGUGGUAAGAACCCCUGCUACGUGGAUCAGCAGUGUGACAUCCCCACUACGGCACGCCGCAUCACCUGGGCGCGCUUCCAUAAUGCCGGGCAGAGUAUGGUAGCCCCCGACUACGUCCUGUGCCAUGCCGAGGCCAAAACACAGCUGCUCCAGGCCCUGCGCUGCUGCCUCCUACAGUUCUAUGGUUCAGACCCCCAGGAGUCCAGGAGCUUUGGCCGCAUGGUGAACCUGGAGAACUUACACCGCACCACGGACCCGCUGCGGAGGUCUGGCAAAGUGGCUGUAGGAGGCCAAGUGAAUGAAGCAGAGAAAUACAUUGCACCAACCAUUCUGACAGAUGUGAUCGACUCGGACCCUAUCAUGCAGCAGGAGGUUUUCGGCCCAGUUCUGCCCAUUCUGACCGUCAACAGCGUAGAUGAGGCAAUCUCCUUCAUCUGUCGGCGAGAUAAGCCUCUCUGUGUGUACGCUUACUCUAGCAACAGCAAGGUAAUCUCAAGGCUAAUGAGUGAGACCUCAAGUGGGAGCUUCUGCUCCAAUGACAGUGUCCUGCAGAGCCUGAUGGUGGUCCUGCCUUUUGGGGGAGUAGGUGCCAGUGGGAUGGGUUCCUACCAUGGGCGCUACAGCUUUGACACCUUCUCGCACAGGAAAUCAUGCCUGCUCAGAAGCACGUGCAUCGAGUGUGUCACCUACCUGCGCUACCCACCAUAUGAGGAACACAAUCUGUCACUUAUGACCUGGGCCAGUAGCCUUUCCCAGAAGAGCCAGGGCUGGUGCCAGAUACUGUGACCGUGUGCAAGUUUUACAACACUGAGCCGGGCUGAGCUGUACUGUGCUGGCUUGAUUACACAUCCACCAUAGUUGUUGAAACCAUGCUGUAAAGCCCAUUGUGAAAAGAGGAUAUCUGAACCUACAGUACGUUCUGAGGACCAGUUGUGAUAGGUCUCCAAUAUGACAAUAUAUUCAGCACUUUACAUUUGAGAUGUAGAACAUGAUGCUAAUGCAGUCACGGUGAUCAUCAAGUUUAUUUACUGCAGCAUGGCAUGAUAGCCCAUCAGUAGAAAUACUAUGUAUAUGUGAUAUUAAGAUAUUCAUUCAGUGCUCUCUGAAAUACUUGAUAAAGAAGCUUCUAGUUGUGAUCCAACCUGUGACAUUUAAAUACAGCGAUGUACAUUGUGUGCUUCAAACACAAUACAGGAUUGUAACAUACGCGCUUCUUUAUAGAAUUCAAUUUAUUUUUUUCUGUAUUAUCCUGGUGUCACAUUACCACAGGUUGUUGUAGCAGCUUUUCCACAUUUUAUCAAAAGCAAAUCAGUACGUUAAGGUUUCGCCUCUAGUCCAACUUGGAUUCAAGUCUUUAUUUGGAAUGUUCCAUUACGAGAUAUUCAAACUUCAAUCAUCAAUCUGUCUUUCACAUAAACCAAUGCCAAUGACGAAUUCAACCUUGAAACAGAAUAAAUGUUGUUUCACAAAA